UUGCCAUGACGUCGUUGACUGUCGCUCUUAGUUUUGUUGUUGUGCUGCUAACUUCCGCCUCGUACAGCACGGAGCUAACUAUAUUAAAUGUGCCGCUAAACGUUUUAUGUGACAGGCACUGACAUCUAGUUAAUGUACAGACAUCUCUUUAACCGGAGAUAGCUAUGUCGUUAUACGAUGAUCUCGGUGUGGGUGCCAGUGACACCAAGACUGAAGGCUGGUCAAAGAACUUCAAGCUGCUACAGUCCCAGCUGAAAGUGAAAAAGGCUGCUCUGACCCAGGCCAAGACCCAGCGGAUGAAGCAGAGCACGGUUCUGGCUCCGGUUAUUGAUCUAAAGAGAGGAGGCUCCAUUGAUGAAAGACAGAUCAUAGACACUCCUCCACAUGCUGCCGUUGGGCUUAAGGACACCGUUCCCAGUGGUUUUUCCUCUAGCGAUGUGCUGAUCCCGUUGGCAGACGAGUACGAUCCAAUGUUCCCAAACGACUACGAGAAGGUGGUGAAGCGACACCGAGAAGAGCGCCAGCGCCAGAGGGAGCAAGAGCGCCAGAAAGAGAUCGAUGAUCGAGAAAAGAAGAGGAAAGACAGGCACGAAGGAGGAGCUCCAAGUGGCUUCUCUCGAUUCCCUGCAGCUGAGGGCGAGUCAGAUGAGGAGGACGACUAUGAAGCAGAGCGGAGGAAAAGAACUUUAGGUGGAGCAGCCAUCGCCCCUCCUUCUUCACUCGUGGACAAGGACGGCUCCUACUCCUACGAAGAGGAAGCUCGUCCUUCAAGAGGCUCAAAGGCCGCCAUCCCUCCCCCGAUGUAUGAAGACUCAGAGCGAGCACGCUCACCACCCGGACCCACCAGCUCCUUCCUCGCUAACAUGGGAGGUACAGUGGCGCAUAAGAUCAUGCAGAAGUAUGGAUUCAAAGAAGGCCAAGGCCUGGGGAAGCACGAGCAGGGCCUCAGCACGGCACUGUCUGUGGAGAAGACGAGCAAGAGAGGCGGAAAGAUCAUCAUCGGCGACGCAGCAGAAAAACCAGGCUCCAGCCAGGCAGGUGCUCCUGAGACUUCAGGAGGAGGCUUUUCAGCGGACAGUUCCAAGAAGUCUGAGGCCAACCCGCUCACAGAGAUCCUCAAAAAUCCCACCAAAGUGGUCUUGCUCAGGAACAUGGUGGGCAGAGGAGAGGUGGACGAAGACUUGGAGGGAGAGACGAAAGAAGAGUGUGAGAAAUACGGCAAAGUGGUUAAAUGUGUCAUUUUUGAGAUCGCAGUUGUGCCAGAUGAGGACGCUGUCCGGAUAUUUCUGGAGUUUGAGAGGGUGGAGUCAGCCAUCAAAGCCGUGGUGGAUCUGAACGGACGUUAUUUCGGCGGGCGAGUCGUCAGGGCCUGCUUCUACAAUCUAGACAAAUUUCGGGUUUUGGACCUCGGCGAGCAGGUGUGACGGCUCAUCGUCUCAGAACGUGUACAUAAAACUUUUUUAUAUUUCCUGAACAACAGUGACUUGUGUGUAUGUAGUGGUGAUUCCAUCUUCAAGAUUAUUGUUUUGUCUGUCAUGAAAAAUAGCUUUAUGUUGAGACAAAAUAAAAAGUAUUAACUACA
Messenger RNA from Eleginops maclovinus (Patagonian blennie), 1582 nucleotides. It is a transcript of the gene rbm17, whose product is annotated as RNA binding motif protein 17. Gene Ontology annotation, biological process: mRNA cis splicing, via spliceosome; alternative mRNA splicing, via spliceosome. Gene Ontology annotation, cellular component: precatalytic spliceosome. The record is from RefSeq and is a predicted model, not a curated record. NCBI's taxonomy places the organism in Eukaryota, Metazoa, Chordata, Actinopteri, Perciformes, Eleginopidae. The coding region runs from base 165 to 1424 and encodes 419 amino acids. Gene Ontology annotation, molecular function: RNA binding. The transcript is spliced from 13 exons.